GACCUGUCAACCGCUCGCCUUGAGCUACCCAGGUCCCCUCCGUCCUUCCACAGGAAUUCAAGUCUUAGCACAAGUCCAAGUUCCAGCUCUAAGGAAAUCUCGACUCUGUCCCAGAUCUGUCUCCAGCCCUUAGGGCCCACCAUGGAGAAGGACUUUCAAGACAUCCAGCAGCUGGACUCUGAGGAAAAUGACCAUCAGCUCAGUGGUGAUGAGGAGCAAGGCCCUCACGUGCAGAAUCCUAGGAUAGAAAAUCCACAUUGGAAAGGGCAGUCUCCUUCCAGGCCUUUGCCUCAGCGCCUCUGCUCCUCGUUCCACCUCAGUCUGCUCGCCCUGGCCUUCAACAUCCUCCUGUUGGUGGUCAUCUGCGUGGUCUCAUCUCAAAGCAUACAGCUGCAAGAGGAGUUUCGGACCCUGAAAGAGAACUUCAGCAACUUCUCCUCCAGCACGUUGAUGGAGUUCAGGGCUCUAGACACCCACGGAGGUAGCACAAAUGACAAGUUGACCUCCUGGAAAGACCAGCUGGAGAAAAAGCAGCAGGACCUAAAAGCAGACCAUUCCACUCUGCUCUUUCACCUGAAGCACUUCCCAAUGGAUCUUCGAACCCUGACCUGUCAACUGGUGUUCUUCCAGAGCAAUGGCACAGAAUGCUGCCCUGUUAACUGGGUGGAGUUUGGGGGAAGCUGUUACUGGUUUUCUUCAGAUGGGCUCACCUGGGCUGAGGCAGACAAGUACUGCCAGCAGGAGAAUGCCCACCUGCUGGUCAUCAACUCCAGGGAGGAACAGGACUUUGUCGUAAAGCACAAGGGCUCGUUUCAUAUUUGGAUAGGUCUUACCGAGAGGGAUGGCUCCUGGAAAUGGGUGGAUGGAACUGAGUACAGAAGCAACUACAGGAAUUGGGCCAUCAACCAGCCAAAUAACUGGCAGGGCCACGAAGAGGGUGGAAGUGAAGAUUGUGCUGAAAUCUGGUCAGAUGGCCAUUGGAAUGACAACUUCUGCCAGCAGGUGAACCGCUGGGCAUGUGAAAAGGAACGGAACAUCACCCACUAGGAGUUUGCUCUACCAUAUCUCUGCCCCACCCCAACCCCACAUCACCCCAACACCUUCACUGGGGAUACUGGAGCAAGGAAGAGAGACAGAGUCCCAAGUGAUAUGAGGGGUUAUGGGACAAUGGACAGGGGAUGGCUCUAUGGUCUCAUACCUUGAGAAUACUGAGAAUACUGAGAUUUCACCCCUCUCCACAAUUUAUUGCAAUUGUUAUAAAUUUCAGCCUUCUGAAUGGAAUAGGAAAAAAAGAAAUACUUGAAACUCA
Messenger RNA from Mastomys coucha (southern multimammate mouse), 1309 nucleotides. Its product is annotated as asialoglycoprotein receptor 2. The record is from RefSeq and is a predicted model, not a curated record. The transcript is spliced from 8 exons. The coding region runs from base 142 to 1047 and encodes 301 amino acids. NCBI's taxonomy places the organism in Eukaryota, Metazoa, Chordata, Mammalia, Rodentia, Muridae. Gene Ontology annotation, molecular function: D-mannose binding; fucose binding. Gene Ontology annotation, cellular component: external side of plasma membrane. Gene Ontology annotation, biological process: biological process involved in interspecies interaction between organisms.